ACUAAGCUUGAUAAAAAAUGGAAAUAACAAGAGCCAAACUUCAAACCGAAAGAAUCAUUACAGCUCUGAAAAAUAAAUAAAUUCUUAAAUUUUAUUGAUUGCCAAGUGGCCAUUUUGUAAAUUCUCUUAGGUCGCAAAUCGACUAUGUUCCGCGAAGGUCUACUAGCUCACAAGUUUCUAAAUUUAAACAAUUUACCCAAAUUAACGGUCCCCUGUGUCUUAGUUCAUUUGCUAAAUAAUAAAAUUAAGCCAUACAAAACGCACGGGUCCGCCGUUUAUAACACAAAUUCAUAUAAAGAGGAGGGAAUAACCCAAAAAAUGUCCACUCCAAACUUUCUACUGAGCAAUGGGAAAAAUAUGCCAAUGGUGGGUCUUGGGACCUGGCGGAGUCCUCCGGAGGUCAUCACACAAGCCGUCAAAGAUGCCAUCGACAUUGGCUAUCGGCACUUUGAUUGCGCCCACAUAUAUGGCAAUGAGGCACAGGUGGGCGCUGCCCUCCGGGAGAAAAUGGAGGAGGGUAUUGUCACACGUGAAAGCCUCUUUAUCACGAGCAAACUGUGGAACACUUACCACAAACCGGAGCUAGUGCGUGGCGCCUGCGAGACAAGUUUGAGGAAUCUGGAAGUCAAUUACCUGGAUCUCUACCUCAUGCACUGGCCCAUGGCAUACAAGUCGGGCGAUAAUCUCUAUCCCACCUGUCCGGAUACGAAUAAGGCGGUGUUCGAGGACAUAGACUACGUGGACACAUGGCGGGCUAUGGAGGAGCUGGUGGAUGAGGGACUGGUCCAUGCAAUUGGGGUGUCCAACUUUAAUGAACAGCAAAUCAAUCGACUGCUGGGCGUGGCCAAGUUAAAGCCGGUGGUGCUCCAAAUCGAAUGCCACCCGUACCUGCGCCAGAAGUCACUGAUAACGCUGUGCUAUGACAAUGCCAUAGCUGUGACCGCCUACAGCUCUCUGGGAUCGGGUCAUACGCCGUAUGAGAAGCCCGGGGCAUAUCCCUUGCUGCAGCAUCCCACAAUAUUGGCCAUAGCGGAGAAGUACGGCAGGACGCCGGCCCAGGUCCUGCUCCGGUAUCAGACGCAGUCGGGCAUCAUCGUCAUACCGCGUUCGGUGACCAUGCAUCACAUGAGCGACAACUUCAAGCGGAUCUGGGACUUUGAAUUGGCCAUAGAUGAUACCAAGGCUAUCGAUGAUUUGGACUGCAAUGGUCGUUUUAUGACCAUGAAGGCGGCUUAUGGUCAUCCACAUCAUCCCUUCGAGCCUGGCCAGUCGCAAUAGAUUACUUUUGGUGGAAUGGAUGGAAAGAAGGAUAUGUCAAGGAAUUUAGCAGGAAUUAUUGUUUAAGAUUUAUC
Messenger RNA from Drosophila serrata, 1352 nucleotides. RefSeq names its product aldo-keto reductase family 1 member B1. Lineage: Eukaryota; Metazoa; Arthropoda; Insecta; Diptera; Drosophilidae. Gene Ontology annotation, molecular function: oxidoreductase activity. The record is from RefSeq and is a predicted model, not a curated record.